Molecule: messenger RNA, 1929 nt
Organism: Argentina anserina (silverweed cinquefoil)
Lineage: Eukaryota; Viridiplantae; Streptophyta; Magnoliopsida; Rosales; Rosaceae
Exons: 4
Biological process (GO): DNA integration
Molecular function (GO): nucleic acid binding
Source: RefSeq, a predicted model, not a curated record
GUGAUCUUGGGGAUUGAUUGGUUGAGACCACAGCAUGCUGUGAUUGAUUGUUUCGACAUGGUAGUGUCCUUUCACAGACCUGGAGAGCCAGUGUUUCGUUAUCGUUGUCUCAAGUCCGACAACGCCAUGAGAUCAGGAGUUUUGGCACAUGUGGAGUCAAUGGAUCAGGAAGUGACUAUCACAGACAUUGUGGUAGUAUCUGAGUUUGGUGAAGUGUUCCAAGAGAUACCGGGGCUACCUCCUCGAAGAGUGGUAGAUUUCUGCAUUGAUGUAGUGACCAUCAAGAAUAGGUAUCCCUUACCUAGGAUUGAUGACUUGUUCGAUCAGCUCAAAGGUGCUACAGUGUUCUCUAAGAUUGAUUUGAGAUCCGGUUACCAUCAACUCAGAGUGAAGGAAGAAGAUAUAUCGAAGACAGCCUUCAGGACCCGGUAUGGACAUUAUGAGUUUGUCGUCAUGCCAUUUGGUCUAACGAAUGCACCAGCUGUCUUCAUGAGUUUGAUGAACCAAGUAUUUAGCCCGUACUUGGAUGAGUUUGUUGUGGUGUUUGUGGAUGACAUUCUGAUAUACUCCAAGACACAAGCUUCAUUGACCAAGUUGACCAAGAAAGAUACUCCGUUUGUGUGGACGGAUGCAUGUGAGGAAGCAUUCAACAAACUAAAGACUAGACUGACCACAGCUCCAGUGUUGACGAUUCCCUCUAGUGGUGGUGGCUAUGUCAUUUACAGUGAUGCUUCACUCCAGGGUUUGGGUUGUGUGUUGAUGCAGCAUGGAGGAGUCGUUGCAUAUGGCUCGAGACAGUUGAAGAUUCAUGAGAAGAAUUAUCCGACACACGACCUAGAGCUUGCGGCAGUUGUAUUUGCCCUGAAGAUUUGGAGACAUUACUUGUAUGGUGAGAAAUUUCAACUCUUUUCAGAUCAUAAGAGUUUGAAGUACUUGUUCUCACAGAAGGAGCUGCUUUGGAAGUGGGAGCAGAUAUCUAUGGAUUUUGUGACCGGGUUGCCUAGAUCGAAGAAGGGUCACGAUGCCAUAUGGGUGAUUGUUGAUCGAUUGACGAAGUCGGCUCAUUUUCUCCCAGUGUCGAUGAAGUACUCAGUAGACGUGCUUGGGAAGCUAUAUGUGGAUGAGGUAGUGAGACUUCAUGGUGCUCCAGUUUCUAUUGUUUCCGAUAGAGAUGCACGUUUCACUUCGAAGUUCUGGGGUGGUUUGCAGAAGGCGAUGGGCACUACCUUGGAUAUGAGUACAGCAUUUCACCCUCAGACGGAUGGACAGACAGAGAGGGUGAACCAGGUGAUGGAAGACAUGUUGAGAGCAUGUGUGUUGGAUUUCAAGGGUAGCUGGGAAGAUCAUUUGAGAUUGAUUGAGUUUGCCUACAACAACAGCUACCAUUCUAGCAUUGGCAUGGCACCGUAUGAGGCACUUUAUGGUAGGCCAUGUCGAUCUCCGAUCUGUUGGGCCGAAGUGGGUGAUGAGGCACUGAUGGGUCCAGAGGUGGUGCAGGAAACCACGGAGAAGAUCUCGAUCAUUCGAGACAGAAUCCGGACCGCUCAGAGUAGACAGAAGAGCUAUGCAGACUUGAAGAGGAGACAUGUGGAAUUUGAGGUCGGUGAUCAUGUGUUCUUGAAAGUUUCGCCUAUGAGAGGUGUAGUGAGAUUCGGCAGGAAGGGAAAGUUGGCACCGAGGUAUGUUGGGCCUUUUGAGAUACUUGAGAAAGUGGGCGAACUAGCAUAUCGACUAGCCUUGCCUACUAGCAUGUCGGGCGUUCACAACGUCUUCCACAUUUCCAUGCUGAGGAAGUAUGUACCAGAUGAGUCUCAUGUGAUCGAUCAUAGCACCAUUGAAGUGAAGGAAAAUGCCACUUUUGUUGUCGAGCCGGUUCGUAUUCUGGAUAGAUCCACAAAGAAGCUUCGGAGGAGAGAAGUUGAGCUAGUC